UCCCCAGAAAAUCAUCUUCCCCACCAUGUCAGACUACGAAAAUGAUGAGGAGUGUUGGAAUAUGCUCGAGGGUUUUCGGGUGAAGCUCAUCUCCGUCAUCGACCCUUCUAGGAUCACACCAUACCUUCGGCAGUGUAAGGUCAUCAAUCUAGAUGAUGAGGAGCAAGUUCUCAAUGAUCCCAACCUGGUCAUUCGAAAAAGGAAAGUAGGUGUUCUUUUGGACAUCCUCCAAAGGACUGGUCACAACGGGUAUGUGGCCUUCCUGGAGAGCCUAGAACUUUAUUACCCACAGCUGUAUAAGAAGGUCACUGGGAAGGAGCCCACCAGGGUCUUCUCCAUGAUAAUUGAUGCUUCUGGGGAGUCGGGCCUGACACAGCUGCUCAUGAAUGAAGUCAUGAAGCUGCAGAAGAAAGUGCAGGACCUGAACAUGAUGCUGAGUGCCAAGGACGACGUUAUCAAGGAGAUGCGGGUGAAGGACAGCAUGCUGCGUAAGCACCAGGAGCGGGUGCAGAAGAUGAAGGAUGACUGCGAGGCCUUCAGUCGAGAGCUCAAGAGGUGCAAGGAUGAGAACUACGACUUGGCCAUGCUCUACGCCAGGCAGAGUGAGGAAAAAAACACAGCGCUCAUGAGGAACCGUGACCUUCAGCUCGAGAUAGACCGACUAAAGCAUAACCUAAUGAAGGCUGAGGAUGACUGCAAGGUAGAGAGGAAACACACAAUGAAACUCAGGCAUGCCAUGGAGCAGAGGCCAAGUCAGGAAGUUAUGUGGGAGAUCCAGCAGGAGAAGGACCUUCUUCAAGCCAAGAUCCAAGAACUGGAGAGCUCCAUGAGGGAACGAAGGCGGGACAAGAAUAAUAUGUACAUCCAGAUUCUGGAGGAAGACUGGAGGCAGGCUCUGAAGGAUCACCAGGAAAAGGAAAACACAAUCUUCCACCUACGAAAGGAGCUGCGGCAAGCCGAGGCACUCCGGAACAAGAGCAUAGAGGAGAAGGAGAUGUUUGAGCUGCAGGGCAUGGCCCUGCGCAAGGAUUCCAAGAUGUACAAAGAACGCAUCGAAGCCAUCCUGCAGCAGAUGGAGGAAGUGGCUAUAGAAAGGGACCAGGCCAUCAUGACAAGGGAGGAAUUCCACCUGCAGUAUUCGAAUAGUCUGAAGGAAAAGGAUGAGCUCCGGAAGCAGAUCCGGGAGCUGGGUGAAAAGUAUGAUGAGUUGCAGUUACAGCUGUUCAAGAAAGAGGGGCAGUUGCUGUCUGUGGAGGGCAAGCUUAAGCGGCUACAGUCGGAGACACCUGUUCUGAGUUCAGACUUGGAUGACAGUUCUCCCAGGAAUUCUCAGGAGUUAACUCUUCCCAGGGACCUGGAGGAGGACGCACGAGUUUCCGACAAAAGUCAUCCAGCUAAGGAGAGGCAUCUAGAACAGACCUUUGUAACUGCGAAAGAGAAGCAUUUUCUGGCCCCAAAUGGAGGUGGACUGAGCAAUGGGGAGCCACAGGAGAAGGAACGGCGCCGUAUCAAAGAAAGCUUUGAGAACUAUCGUAGGAAGUGGGCACACAGAAAGGUUAACCAUAGCACCCGGCAGGGAGAAGUAGACUGGGAGAAUACCACAGGAAGUGACAACACGGAUACAGAAGGCUCCUGAGACUAUAUUUGCCUGCUGAUUCCAGGGCCCUAAAUCCCCCCAGCCAGUUUACUUAGCCUCUCUGAGAAGAUCUGUACUUCUCCCUGGUCAAUCUCCCAUCACUCGUAUGGAUAGGAUGGAACAGGGAUAUCAAAGAUCAAAAACAUCAUUUAAGCCUCAAAACCACCUCUGUGUGGCUUAGAUUCAGAAGAAUAGUCUGAACCCCAGGCUUUAAGUUCUGAAUUAAGAUUGACUUAGAUUGGUAUUGUGAUGACGUUAUGGCCAUAAUGAAGGACAAAUAUGAAGAAUUCUGAGAAACGCUUAUUUAAGCAGUACACGACAAAGAAGACAGAAGCAAAGAACAAUUAUAACAAUGUGAAUGAA
Molecule: messenger RNA, 1999 nt
Organism: Trichosurus vulpecula (common brushtail)
Lineage: Eukaryota; Metazoa; Chordata; Mammalia; Diprotodontia; Phalangeridae
Gene: CARD9
Product: caspase recruitment domain family member 9
Exons: 12
Coding region: 26-1636 (536 amino acids)
Biological process (GO): positive regulation of canonical NF-kappaB signal transduction; regulation of apoptotic process
Source: RefSeq, a predicted model, not a curated record